This is a messenger RNA of Ceraceosorus bombacis, 3068 nucleotides long. NCBI's taxonomy places the organism in Eukaryota, Fungi, Basidiomycota, Exobasidiomycetes, Ceraceosorales, Ceraceosoraceae. The record is from the annotation of a GenBank genome assembly.
AUGCUGUGGCUCGGCACGGCUCGGGGUACUGGCUUGGCUGCGUCCCUCAGCUCGAGCAUCUGCUCCUCGAGAAAUGCCGGUGCUGUCUCUUGCUCCGGCGUUGCUGCUGCGAUCAGCCCAAUUUGGAAGUCGCACUCACAAUGCGGUCGUCACCCGCGCUCCUCGUACUCCACUGACGCUCCCUGUAGCUCUACACUAGCCACGCGCAUAGACCCACGCGAUUCGAGUGCGCAAAGACGCGCUUCUAGCAGUCCCCUGUGCUCCCUCAGUUCGAGUAACACCAGCAGACGUGGAGCACCUCGCUCGCCGAUAAUCGCCGCACUAGGCGUCAGACAUCGCUCAGACGCAGCAGCAACUUCUGCCCCACAGAACACAUCUGCUUCCCCUCCACCACCCAAAAUCCCUUCCACAUUCCCAGAGCCGAAGGCGAGCAUCGAAGUGCAAGCAAGAGCAUCGCAGACGUCUAGCACUGGAGAGGCUCCAAAGCUAUCCUUACCUGUUCGAAUCUUCAAGCAAGCCAAGGACCGAUUGCUAGCAGCUGCUUCUCAAUCCGCGGCCAAAGGAGCAGGAACAAGUCAAGGUGCGGAUAAUACGCCCCCGCCCACCUUUCCCGAUAUUCGGAGAUUAUUCUCGCUGGCAGCAUCCGAAAAGAGCCGAAUUGUCCUCGCAUUGGCUCUUCUAGUCAUCAGCAGCGCUGUAUCGCUAUCUGUGCCCUUCGCCAUCGGCAAGGUCAUCGAUUUCUUCACCAAUGGCGAAUCUUCACUCCUCGGUCUCAGCUUCUCUAGCGUCGCCGCGCUCCUCCUCGUCAUCUUUACCGUUGGCGCGAUCGCAAAAGCGGGCAGCAACAUCAUGCUGGAGCUGGCUGGUGUCAGGAUCGUGCAGAACAUGCGCGAAAAGGCCUACGCUACAGCGCUGCGGCAAGAGGUCGAGUGGGCUGAUCGAAGCUCGGGAGACGUGGUGAGCAGGCUCAACGUCGACACUACCAUUCUUGGUGAGCAGCGAGCGACUGCCAGACCACUGUUGCACACGCUCACAUCACGAUCCUGGCAGGCGAUGCGAUCACGUCUGACAUCGGAGACGGCUUGCGAGCCGGGGUGACGGUCAUCUUUGCAGGCACGGCCAUGUUCUGGAUCUCUACCAAGCUCACCCUGCUCAUGUUGGCUGUCGUACCGCCAGCUGCGAUCGGAGCAGUCUUUUACGGCCGCUACCUGCGAGACUUGACGAACAAGACGCAGGAAGCUGUAGGAGGCAUGACCAAGGUGGCCGAAGAGAGAUUGGUGGGACCCGCUUUCCGAACUGUGACUGCAUUUGGCACGCAAGUCGAGGAGACCCAGCGCUUUGCGAAGAAAGUGCGCGAAAUUGUCGCGCUCGAGACCAAGGAAGCCUACGCCUCGGGCAUCUUCUAUGGAGGCACGGGUCUCGUUGGAAAUUGCGCCAUCCUCACGCUCCUCACAGUGGGCGGUUCUCUCGUGGCGAGGGGCCAAAUCACUGUUGGAGAUCUGACCAGCUUGCUGAUGUACACUGCCUAUUUAGGAGGUGGUCUCGCCAGCUUGACCCACUUUUUCGCGUCUCUUAUGCGCGGUGUCGGAGCAGGUGCUAGAGUGUUCCAGCUCGUAGAUCGCGUGCCCGAACAGAUCAGGCUCGAAGAAGGGGAGAAGACGCUGCCCGCUCGAGGAGCCAUCGCCUUUGAGGACGUGCACUUUGCGUACCCUUCAAGACCUCAACAAAGCAUCCUCAACGGCGUCUCGCUGACCAUUCGACCUGGUGAAUCAGUCGCUCUGGUUGGAGGGUCCGGGGUCGGCAAAUCGAGCGUGCACGCUCUGCUGCUUAGAUACUACGAUCCCGACUCGGGAAGCAUCACGAUCGGAGGCAAGGAUAUCCGAGACGUCGAUCCGCAAAGUCUGCGUUCCCUGAUCGGCACUGUAUCGCAAGAGCCAACCAUCUUUGAAGGCACUAUUGCCGAAAACAUCUCGUACGGUACUCCAAAUACCAGCAGAGAACGAAUCGAGGAAGCGGCACGUCUGGCGAAUUGCACGGACUUUAUCGCUUCGCUACCACAAGGCUUGGACACGCACAUCGGGCCACGCCAACUCAGCGGAGGACAACGACAACGAAUAGCCAUUGCGCGCGCACUGAUCCGCAAACCUAGCAUCCUGCUGAUGGACGAAGCGACAUCUGCGCUGGAUUCCGCUUCCGAGUAUCUGGUCAAUCGAGCCAUCGAGUCCAUCAUUGCGCAAGGUGAAAUCACGGUCUGGAUCGUCGCGCAUAGGCUAAGCACCAUCAAGUCUGCAGGCACGAUUCUUGUGCUGGACGGAGGACGCGUCGUCGAGUCCGGUCCUUUCAACCAGCUGGACAGACCAGGUUCUAGGUUCCGUGCGCUCAUGGCUGCCCAGCUCCAGAGUGGCAGCACGACUUUGGAUGGGCCAGCGUCGUCGCCGUCGCCGUCGGCUAACAAUGGGACCGACUCGCAUACGGUGCGUGAUUGAUCCGAGGUGCGUCUCAGGCGCAGACGCCGCCGUCGGGGAUUCCAAGCUUACACGCGGUCGACACCCCAGCCGAUCGGUUCGCAGAUGGGAGCGCGGUCCUUCAGCACUUCGACGCGUCGCGCGAACAGCGAUCGCGUUUCUGGCGGGCCAGCCUCUCAAAAGAUCAUGGUGGAUGAUUUGUGUAUACCCGUGGCACCUACCUGGCGCGUUGCAGACCUCAUCGAAGAAGCACAAAAGGCUGGCACGUCCCUCACAUUGGAACACCUGCAAAAGCUGCACGAGCUGGCGGCUUUGAGAUACCCUUCUUCUCCUGAGGCGCAGCAACGACUAAAGGAAGAAUUGCAGACGCUCGUGGACCUCGUCUCUUCUGUGAGGCACGUCGAACUGCCAGAGGACAUUGCAAGUCUGGAGUUGCCUGAUGGCAAGGUGGGCCUCAAGCAUCGCUCGGCGGUAGAUAUGAGCGCGCCGACCGCUGAGGAAGAGCAAACAGUAGACAUUUUGGAUAGGCAGGCAUUACUUGCCGGUGCGAAGAAGACACAUGGAGGUCUAUUUGUCGUCGACACUGCUGCCAGGCGAAUUUAG